AUGAAAAGACAGAAAGGAGAGCAGAACAAACUCCUAACAGGAGGAAACUCACUCAUGGCCUAUGAGACAGAGGAUCUUGAGAUUCAAUACUGCUUUCCUGCCAUCAACUCAUCAUGCAUCAAGGGAAAACGCUCCAGACAUGAAUACAAUGUUUUAUAUGCGUUUUUUUCAUUGUUGUCAGCAUGGACUGUGUUUCUGAAUCUGCUGGUGAUCAUCUCCAUCUCUCACUUCAAGAAGCUUCACACUCCAACCAACCUGAUCAUUCUCUCUCUGGCUGUGGCCGACCUGUUUAUUGGACUUAUUGUGAUACCCAUAGAGGCCAUCAAACUAACUGAGACGUGCUGGUACUUUGGAGACAAAUUUUGUGGAGUGUUUAUAAACACCCUUGGACUGCUUCUCUCAGCAUCUCUCAGUAAUUUAGUUUUAAUCGCUGUUGAUCGUUUUGUGGCUGUGUGUUGUCCUUUACAGUACCCACAUAAAAUAACCACAACUAAAACUUUAAUAAGCAUUGUUUUCUGCUGGUUUUGUUCCUCAGCUUACAACACUGCCAUUGUAAUUAAUAACGGAUAUUUUGACAAUAUUCACAGAACAGAUGUGUGCUAUGGAGAGUGCCCUUAUAUCAUGAGUUUUGCCUGGAGAGCCAGUGACCUGAUCUUGUCUUUUUUGUCUCCUUGUAUAGUUAUCAUAAUGUUAUAUUUAAGAAUAUUCUAUGUUGCACAACGGCAAGUUAAAAUUAUAAAUGUACUUUUAAAGACUGGAAAAAGUAUAAUGGAGGACACUUUUAAAAAGAAAUCUGAGAGCAAGGCUGCUCUAACAUUGGGAAUAAUUGUGACAGUUCACCUGCUUUGCUGGAUUCCAUUUCACAUUCUUUCUUUAUCAGCAUCCACAGUCAAUACUGAAAUUAUGUCAAAAUUUCUCACAUGGACUUUGUAUGUUAACUCGAGUCUAAAUCCUAUUGUCUAUGCUUUAUUUUACCCCUGGUUUAAAAAGGCAAUUAAAUAUAUCUUAACCUUUAGAUUAUGUAAGCCAGCAUCCUCUCACAUGGACAUAUUUAAUGAUUACCAUUAA
Labeo rohita (rohu) is the source of this 1068-nucleotide messenger RNA. RefSeq names its product trace amine-associated receptor 13c. The transcript has a single exon. Gene Ontology annotation, cellular component: membrane. The record is from RefSeq and is a predicted model, not a curated record. Gene Ontology annotation, molecular function: trace-amine receptor activity. The coding region runs from base 1 to 1068 and encodes 355 amino acids. Gene Ontology annotation, biological process: G protein-coupled receptor signaling pathway. NCBI's taxonomy places the organism in Eukaryota, Metazoa, Chordata, Actinopteri, Cypriniformes, Cyprinidae.